AUGGUUACCAUGCCCAAUCACAGUGUGUUGUUCCCAUUUUGUUGUUUUCGUCAUAAUCGUACGCUGUAUUUGUUUGAUCACUGCUAUGAGUUUGUUGAUACAAUGGCCAACCAGAUAGCUACCCAUUCAUUAUUACAGAUACAGGAAAUUAAUGAACGUGACGCGAUGCAGGUGAAACUCAUCCAAGUCUUGACGGAACAGAUACAGAAAGCCUCAAGUCACCCGAGUAGAAAUCCGGGACAGAUCGAGGGGCUGUCACAUAUCCAACUGACGCAACAAGAGACUGCUCUACACGCAUCGAGUGACCCGAGUCGAGUGACCCCGAGGUUAACUCCACAGCCUAGAUCGAAGAAACAAGCAGAUGCGACUCCAUCACCAGCAGACUGCGAGGGCCUCCAUGACGCCAGCAGGGACGGGAACCUGGAGGAGGUGAAGCGGCUCCUGUCUCUGGGCGUCGACGUCAAUUGUACAGGAGGGGGGAGCUGGACACCGGUGAUGGAGGCAGCAGGCGGGGGACACAGAGACGUGGUUGAGCUCCUGGUGAGUAAAGGGGCCGAUGUGUCACUGGUAGACGAGUACGGUGACAACAUCCUCCACUACGCCUGUAUGGGAGGACACUUUGAGACGGUGAAGUUUGUGCUGUCUCUGCACGUGGUGGACAUCAACAGUAGAGGAUGGCGGAGCAUGACACCGGUGAUGAGGGCAGCAGACAAGGGACACAGAGACAUGGUGGAGUUCCUGGUAAGUGAAGGGGCCGAUGUGUCACUGGUGGACGAGGACGGUGACAACACCCUUCACCACCUCGCCUGUUAUGGAGGAGACUUGGAGACGGUGAAGUUGGUGCUGUCUCUGAACGUGGUGGACAUCGACGCCAGGAACAAAUCGGGGCAGACGGCGGACGACGUGGCGAGAGACUGGGGAUAUCCGCGAGUGGCGGAUCUCCUCGUGUCCCGCGGCGCUCAGUGAUGUCAGUGUCGUGUUUGUGUAGACGGUGGAGGAGGACGCUGACAGAGACGUGGCGUGCCGUUCACGUCGUCGUUUGUAAAUAUGUCUUUAUUUAUGUGAAACUGUUUGUCUUUGGAGAUAAAUAAAACUUGUAAAAAC
Molecule: messenger RNA, 1104 nt
Organism: Haliotis rufescens (red abalone)
Lineage: Eukaryota; Metazoa; Mollusca; Gastropoda; Lepetellida; Haliotidae
Product: ankyrin repeat domain-containing protein 50-like
Exons: 4
Coding region: 1-966 (321 amino acids)
Molecular function (GO): protein binding
Source: RefSeq, a predicted model, not a curated record